GGAUUUUUCGGUCCAUUUACUAACCCAUUUUAAAACUAGAUUGAAUAUAAAUUAAAUUUGUUUUGGUCAACGGCCAGAGGAAUACUGAAAGACUAGUGCAAUGAGGAUUGAAACAUUACUCACUCUUUUCUGUGUUGGCAUUGCAAUUGCCUAUCCUAACUUUAAAGAUAUCCUUCCGAAUGGGAACGAAGUACCACAUCCAUGUAAAGCGAAUUACGUGUGGCAUGGUGUAGGCCACAACAAUCCACUUGGAGGAGGAAGUAGAAACCAGUUUGGUUUGGAUUUUAAAACUGCGGGAAUGUCAUGGACACCUGAAUUAUGUAGAAAAGAUUCUGAUGGAGACGGACGAACAAAUGGCGAAGAACUUGGAGAUCCUGAAUGUGUCUGGAAAACAGGAAGUUUACCAUCACGUUUAUCAGAUAUAACACACCCAGGAGUUUGUACAUUAUCGGAUGGGACAAUCUGCGAUGCUGAUAAGGGAUGGGUAGAUUGUCAAGUGGAAGAUGGACUGAAAAACUGCGAUGUUUUGAAAGAACCAGAGACAUUAAAUAGAACCAUUCGCUUUCCUGAGACAGCAGUGCCAGCUGAAGAAACAACGUAUUCCUGUAUGAUCUUCAAUCUUCCUUCUGACCAAGAUUAUCAUCUGAUGGCAUAUGAACCUUACAUAGAUAAUGAGAUGGUCAUGCAUCAUAUAAUAAUUUACGGAUGUGAUCCGAAUGAGGACCCAGUGCCAGACGAACAACUUAACACAGUUACCAAAUGUGGCAUGAGUGCAGCUAGUAACUGUAAUCAAAUGAUCGGAUUAUGGGCAGUUGGAUUUCCUGGAUAUUGUAUAGAUGGACCAAUGGGAUUUCGUAUUGGUCAAGGUGGAUUCAAACAGGCCGCAUUAGAGUUUCACUGGAACAAUCCACAGUUAGAAUCCAACUGGAAAGAUUCCUCGGGAGUCACUCUUUAUUAUACUCCAAAACUUCGAGCAAAUGAUGCUGGUAUUAUGUCGACUGGUCAGAUGAACCUUGAAAUUCCACCUGGACAACAGAGUUACACAGUAGUUGGGAAAUGCCAUUCAGAAUGUUCGAGGAAAUUAAUACAAGCACCAAUUAACAUAUUUUGGGCUACAAACCAUAUGCAUUAUUUAGGACAUGAAAUGAAUAUUAAGGUAUACAGAGACGGCGUUUAUUACACAGACCUCACAAAUGAUGUUAUUUACAACUAUGACAGUCCUGUAGAGAAAAAGUACUCAACUGCUGUUCAAGUGCGACCUGGAGAUGAAAUUGUAACAACAUGCAAAUUUAAAUCACUUUCGAGGCCAACAACAACGUUUUAUGGUGAUGCUACAAGUGACGAGAUGUGUUUCGGAUUCCUGGCUUUUUACCCUGCUGCAAACAUGCCAUUCUCUACGUGUACAGCAUGGAAAGAUAUCUCAGUAUGUGAAUUGUGGGUUCAACAAGAAUAUAACGAUUGCAAAUGGGUUGAUUUUAUGUUUCGAAAUGUAAAUGAAACAAAGCGUGUAAGAGAUGAAGUAAUGGCAAAUUGUAAACCGUUCGGGAAUUGUCUUUCUGAAUGCAAAGCUACACUUCAGAUCCUUUUUGCAGAACAUCCAUGCAUGAAAGGCGAUGUAUACGAAUUGAUAAAAGACCAGUCUCUUAGAUUGGACAAUAAGGAAAUGCAGGCAUUCAUUGUAGCAGUUGAUUCAUGUAAAGCUGAAAUGGCUGCUGAUGUGUACCUCCAAAAUCUUACAAAUGACAAUACUAAUGGAUCUGACCGCUUGGGAGGGAUAAGUGUACUACUGGUAUCUCUGAUUAUGUAUAUGAUGAUAAAAUAAGUACACCUUCAGGCACGUCACACUAUAUCAUGACCAUGAAGCAUCUACUACGAUUAAUAAAAAGAUAAGAUGGUAGUGAGAUCGUGGUAAGGUCGGCUUGAAUAUUAAAAUUUCAAAGUUUUCAUGUUCAUACCAAGACUUAGUUAUGAUUAUAAUAAGAUCUUUCUAAGAUAUGAUCGUGACACAUUCUAGUUACGAUCUUAUCGCGCACCUUUUUCAUGUGAUAAGACCAUACAUCUGCUCCUUCGAUCCCUGUACUCUUCUACCAUUACCUAACCUAUCGCAUUAAGGUCUCAAUAGGGGUUGCCUACGAUCGAACCACAAGUCACUGGCAUCGUGCUCUAUGAUAUGGCUUCAACAAAUACAUUCUUCUGAUCUUUUAUAUUUAUUCAAACUGUAAGAUAUACUUGUAAUUAGGCUGAUAGGUAUUACCAUACGGUACCAUUUCAACUGCAAUGAUUAUACUAACACAUUGUAUUUAGGGUAUACCAUAUAUUGGACUAACCGAUGAACUAAAAAUCAUACAAACUAACAAAGGAAUAAAUAUUGAAAAGCUGAGACCACUUCAUUACUCCCCUUUUCAUAAAAAAAAGAACCAUCUCAAGAGCAUAAAAUUAUUUUAUCACUUAGAUGCUCUUGCAUUGAAAGCAAGCUAACACCUAUCUUAGAAUCUACACUUCUUUCGUUUUUUUUUAUAUAUUUUAUGAAUCUUACUUGCAUAUGUUGCACAUUCUUAUGUUUAUACUUUAUGCACAUUUCAAGAAUCUGAAUAAAUGAUUUACAUUACA
This is a messenger RNA of Mytilus trossulus (common blue mussel), 2610 nucleotides long. RefSeq names its product tyramine beta-hydroxylase-like. Gene Ontology annotation, molecular function: dopamine beta-monooxygenase activity; copper ion binding. NCBI's taxonomy places the organism in Eukaryota, Metazoa, Mollusca, Bivalvia, Mytilida, Mytilidae. The transcript has 9 exons. The coding region runs from base 101 to 1822 and encodes 573 amino acids. The record is from RefSeq and is a predicted model, not a curated record.